This is a messenger RNA of Miniopterus natalensis, 2494 nucleotides long. The record is from RefSeq and is a predicted model, not a curated record. Lineage: Eukaryota; Metazoa; Chordata; Mammalia; Chiroptera; Miniopteridae.
GCUUGGCUCCCAGAGCCCGCGGGGACUGUGGAGACGCUGCCAGAACCCUCAGCAUCUUGGAAAUCCCAUCACCUUGGCUCCCUGAGAGUUGGAGGAACCGACAGCCGGCUGACAGAAAACGCAUCCAGGGAGAAAAGAGACAUAAGUGAAGCAUGAAAUUUUGAAUCGUGUUUUCAGCCCUGUGCUCCGUUGCCACUUGCUGUGUCACUUAGAGUCUCUGCAUCCUAAACGUCCUGGGCCUUGCGGGUGAGCUCUUUUCAGAUGCUUUGCAUUGAGCACACCCCAGGGCUGGGACCCACGCAGUCAGCCAUCCUCAAAUUCCUAAGUUCCUGAAUCGCAGGUGUCGAUUUCUGACGUUUGAAGAUGGACGAGGGUGUGGAAAUCUCAAGCGAUGGGAAUUCCCUGAUCAAAGCCGUGCACCAGAGCCGCCUCCGCCUCACCAGGCUCCUGCUGGAAGGCGGCGCCUACAUCAACGAGAGCAACGAGCGCGGGGAAACACCUCUAAUGGUCGCCUGCAAGACCAAGCAUGUUGACCACCAGAGCGUCAGUAAAGCCAAAAUGGUUAAAUACCUCUUAGAAAACAAUGCUGAUCCCAACAUACAGGACAAGUCUGGGAAAACAGCUCUGAUGCACGCCUGCUUAGAGAAGGCUGGCCCCGAGGUGGUUUCCUUGCUCCUGCAGAGUGGGGCGGACCUCAGCUUGCAAGACCAUUCGAGCUACUCGGCCCUCGUGUAUGCUCUAAACGCAGAAGACAGAGACACCCUGCAAGUUCUCCUUAGUGCUUGCAAGGCCAAAGGAAAAGAGGUCAUCAUCAUAACAACGGCGAAAUCGCCCUCGGGCAGGCUCACUACCCAGCAGUACUUAAAUGUGCCUCCUUCGGAUAUAGGGUGUCAUUCCCUCUCCGCCUGUGCCUCUCCUUCAGAAAUAGACAUAAAAACAGCCUCGUCGCCACCUUCCCAUUCUUCUGAAACUGAAAUGACAGUGCUUGGCUUCAAAGAUCUGGAGCUGUCAGGAAGCCGCGAUGAUACCCGGGACCCAGGCUCCCCUGUGUGGAAGCCUGCUGUGGCCCUCAAUGGGCCCAAGCUACCCCAGGCUUCACCCUGGAUCAAGAGUGCCCCCUUGUUAAUGCACCAGAACAGAGUGGCCUCCCUGCAGGAGGAGCUCCAGGAUAUUACCCCAGAGGAAGAAUUAUCCUACAAAACCAAUGGGCUGGCCCUUUCCAAGCGAUUCAUCACCAGGCACCAAAGUAUUGACAUAAAAGACACGGCACAUUUGCUAAGAACCUUUGAUCAGACCAGCUCAAGAAAGACAUCAUACGAUGAAAUAAAUUAUCAAUCAUUCAUUGCAGAAGGAAAUCAGCAAUGCAUUGAAAUCCCUGCUGACCAGGACCCAGACUCUAACCAGACAAUAUUUGCUUCCACCUUAAGAAAUAUAGUUCAAAAAAGAAACUCGGGGGCAAACCACUACAGCUCUGAUUCCCAGCUCUCAGCUGGUCUAAUCCCUACAACUUUAGAAGAUGGCAAAGCACUUACAGGAAAGAAAAAGAUCCUCUCCCCGUCUCCUUCCUUGUUGUCAGGGUCCAAAGAAUUGUUGGAGAGUAUCCCCCCAGGCCCCCUGAGCAGGAGAAACCAUGCAGUGUUAGAAAGGCGUGGGUCAGCAGCUUUCCCUUUAGAUCACAGUUUUCCCCAAACCAGACCCGGAUUUCUGCCUCCCUUAAAUGUCAAUCCUCACCCUCCCAUCACAGAUAUCAAUGUCAACAAGAUUUCCAGCCUUCUUUCUUGUGGCCAAAAAGUGCUUAUGCCAACAGUUCCUGUUUUCCCUAAAAGUAAAAAAAUGUUGUUAAGGAGACAGUCAUUGCAAACAGAACAAAUUAAGCAGUUAGUAAAUUUUUAAGAGAUGGCUGGAAACACAUUUUGUUCAAAUGCCUGUAUCAGAGAAAUACAACUACGGAAGACAUCUCCAGUGUUCAUCCUUUGAAAUCUUGUCAUUGGUUAGUCCGUAAUGGUUAGGGGGAUGGACAUGUACUGGGUACCAUACUAGGCACUGUGGACACAAAUAAUACCUAGUUUCUGGUAAGGGAAUUAAUUCUCUCAAAGUUACAGCUAUUUUUCUCAAAACAUCCAAUGUUUAAUAACCUUCAUUUGCUCCAAGUGUUUAAACAAAAAUCAACAAAGGAAGGAAGUCACAUAUGUUGGAGAUAACUUUAAACGUUUUUCCAGAUUCGCCAAAUAUGUUAUUAGGAAGGGUUGCCUUCAAGUCAAUUUUUUUUAACAUUUCAAGUCAGUAAAUAAGAUUAUCGUUUUCUAUGAUGCCAGAAGCAUAAAAGAAAACACAGCUACAAAAUGUUCUGUGAUCUAUAAGCUUAAGCUACAAAGAAAGGAUGAACUAAUUCUUAAAAAAUGUUAUCUGCACCGCUCGCUGGGGUUUCAGUUCGUUAGAGCAGCAUCCUGUGCAGGUUCCAUUCUGGGUCCGGGCACACACCUAGGUUGAGGGU